CCCUUCUUCGAGGGCGGAUGUGCGCCAGGCCAGAGAAGGCGGCGGCGGGCCGAGAGGAAUCCAGCUGGGCCCCGCAGGCCUCCGGCCACAGCCAUGCGACGCCCGGGGCGAGGCCUGGACUGGUGGCCCGGGCCACAGGAGCUCCGGAGCCCCAGGACCAUGGACACCCUCAACAGGAACCAGGGGGGCCCUGGAUGCAAGACCCAAGCUGUGGUGCAGAAAGGACCCUUGGACCUGAUUGAAACAGGCAAAGGGCUGAAAGUGCAAACGGACAAACCCCACCUGGUGAGCCUGGGCAGCGGGCGGCUCAGCACGGCCAUCACCCUUCUGCCCCUGGAGGAAGGGAGGACGGUGAUUGGCUCUGCAGCUAGGGACAUCUCACUGCAGGGUCCAGGCCUGGCGCCAGAGCACUGCUACAUCGAGAACCUACUGGGCACCCUCACCCUCUACCCCUGUGGCAAUGCCUGCACAAUUGAUGGGCUCCUCGUCCGGCAGCCCACUCGGCUCACUCAGGGCUGCAUGUUGUGCCUGGGUCAGUCCACCUUCCUCCGCUUUAACCACCCUGCUGAAGCCAAGUGGAUGAAAAGCAUGAUUCCUGCAGGGGGCAGGGCCCCUGGCCCCCCCUACAGCCCUGGCUCAGCAGAAUCAGAAAGCCUGGUGAAUGGGAAUCACACCCCACAGCCUGCCACCCGGGGACCCUCAGCCUGUGCCAGCCACAGUUCCCUGGUGAGCUCUAUUGAGAAAGACCUGCAGGAAAUCAUGGAUUCGCUGGUGCUAGAGGAGCCUGGAGCUGCAGGCAAGAAGCCUGCCGCAACUUCCCCGCUCUCUCCGAUAGCCAAUGGUGGGCGCUACCUGCUGUCCCCCCCAACCAGCCCUGGGGCCAUGUCCGUGGGCUCCAGCUAUGAGAACACCUCUCCAGCCUUCUCUCCACUCUCCUCACCAGCCAGCAGUGGGAGCUGUGCCAGCCACUCACCCAGUGGGCAGGAGCCAGCACCUUCCAUGCCCCCACUGGUGCCAGCUCGCUCCUCUAGCUACCAUUUGGCCCUGCAGCCCCCACAGUCACGACCAAGCGGUGCUCGCUCCUCUGAGAGCCCGCGGCUGGGCAGGAAGGGGGGUCACGAGAGGCCCCCUAGCCCUGGCCUCCGAGGUCUGCUGACAGACAGCCCAGCCGCCACUGUCUUGGCGGAGGCCCGCAGAGCCACCGAGAGCCCCCGGCCGGGUGGGCAGCUGCCUGUGGUGGCGAUCAGCCUGAGUGAUUACCCGGCUUCCAGUGCCCGCAGCCAGCCCACCAGCAGCAUUCCUGGCAGCCCCAAGUUCCAGCCUCCAAUCCCUGCUCCCCGAAACAAGAUGGGCACGCUCCAUGACCGCCCUCCUAGCCCUUUCCGAGAGCUGCCCGGCACUGAACGCGUGUUGACGACCAGCCCCUCGCGGCAGCUGGUGGGUCGAACGUUUUCGGAUGGGUCGGCCACCCGCACCCUGCAGCCUCCCGAGAGUCCCCGCCUGGGCCGGCGGGGCCUGGACAGUAUGAGAGAACUGCCUCCCUUGAGCCCAUCUCUGUCCCGAAGGGCUCUCUCCCCCAUGCCUGCUCGGACCACCCCAGAUCCCAAGCUAACCAGGGAAGUGGCAGAGAGUCCCAGGCCCCGGCGCUGGGCAGCUCACGGGGCUUCCCCAGAAGACUUCUCCUUGACUCUGGGGGCACGAGGCCGCCGGACACGGAGCCCCUCACCCACACUUGGGGAGUCCCUGGCACCCCGCAAGGGCAGCUUCAGUGGCAGGCUGAGCCCGGCUUAUAGUCUGGGCUCUUUGACUGGGGCUUCGCCCCGUCAGAGCCCCCAUGCCCAGAGGAAGCUCUCCAGCGGGGACUUGCGGGUACCUGUCACUCGGGAGCGAAAAAAUAGCAUCACAGAGAUCAGUGACAAUGAGGAUGACCUCCUGGAGUACCACCGGCGGCAGCGCCAAGAGCGGCUUCGGGAGCAGGAGAUGGAGAGGCUGGAACGCCAGCGCCUGGAGACUAUCCUGAACCUGUGUGCCGAGUACAGCCGGGCUGACGGGGGACCUGAGGCCGGGGAGCUGCCCAGCAUUGGGGAGGCUGCAGCGGCCUUGGCGCUGGCAGGCCGGAGGCCCUCACGAGGCCUUGCAGGGGCCACUGGGACCUCUGGGCGGAGCACUGAGGAGCCUGGAGGGGCCACCCAACGCCUGUGGGAGAGUGUGGAGCGCUCGGAUGAGGAGAAUCUCAAGGAGGAGUGCAGUAGCACCGAGAGCACCCAGCAGGAGCACGAAGAUGCACCCAGCGCCAAGCUCCAGGGAGAGGUGCUGGCCCUGGAAGAGGAGCGGGCUCAGGUGCUGGGGCGAGUGGAGCAGCUCAAAGUCCGUGUGAAGGAGCUGGAGCAGCAGCUGCAGGAGUCAGCCCGAGAGGCUGAAAUGGAGCGGGCGCUGCUGCAGGGGGAGAGGGAGGCAGAGCGGGCACUUCUGCAGAAGGAACAGAAGGCGGUGGACCAGCUGCAGGAGAAGCUGGUGACCUUGGAGACGGGCAUCCAAAAGGAGAGGGACAAGGAGAGGGCGGAGCUGGCCGCGGGACGGAGGCACCUGGAGGCCCGCCAGGCGCUCUACGCCGAGCUCCAGACGCAGCUCGAUAACUGCCCCGAGUCAGUGCGGGAACAGUUACAGGAGCAGCUGAGAAGGGAGGCAGAGGCUCUGGAGACUGAGACCAAGCUCUUCGAAGACUUGGAGUUCCAGCAGCUGGAGCGAGAGAGCCGGGCUGAGGAGGAGCGCGAGCUGGCGGGCCAGGGGCUGCUCCGGAGCAAGGCCGAGCUGCUCCGCAGCAUCGCCAAGAGGAAGGAGCGCCUGGCAGUCCUAGACAGUCAGGCUGGGCAGAUCCGGUCCCAGGCUGUGCAAGAGUCUGAACGCCUAGCCCGGGAAAAGAAUGCCUCCCUGCAGCUGCUGCAGAAGGAGAAGGAGAAACUGACUAUGUUGGAAAGAAGAUACCACUCACUCACAGGGGGCAGGCCUUUCCCAAAGACCACAUCGACCCUCAAAGAGUACGUGACGCUUGAGCAGCUAAAGGCGAUGUGGGGCACCUCGCCCGUGCCCACAGCCCCUGCGCCAGGCCUGCCUUCCUGGGCCUCUGCCUCCCGGGACCUGGUUCCCACCACCUGCCUUCCUCCCGUGCUGCCCUCUUCCUCCUCCUUCGCUUCUGUCACGCCUUCACCCCAGAUGGAGAAGCUGCUGCUCCCUGCUGUAGACUUAGAGCAGUGGUACCAGGAGCUGAUGGCCGGGCUGGGGACCAGCCCCACUGCAGCCUCCCCUCGCUCCUCUCCCCCACCUCUGCCUGCCAAAGCUUCCCGUCAGCUGCAGGUUUACCGCUCCAAGAUUGAUGGUGAGGCCACCAGCCCCCUGCCCCGGACCCGCAGUGGCCCCCUCCCCUCUUCCUCUGGCUCCUCCUCCUCCUCCUCCCAGCUCAGUGUGGCUACCUUGGGCCGUAGCCCCUCCCCAAAGAAUGCUCUACUCACCCAGAAUGGCACAGGCAGCCUCCCUCGCAACCUGGCAGCCACGCUGCAGGACAUUGAGACCAAGCGCCACCUGGCCCUGCAGCAGAAGGGGCAGCAGGUGAUCGAGGAGCAGCGACGGCGGCUGGCUGAGCUGAAGCAGAAGGCAGCGGUUGAGGCGCAGUGCCAGUGGGACGCCCUGCACGGGGCGGCGCCCUUCCCGGCUGGCCCCUCUGGUUUCCCACCGCUCAUGCACCAUUCCAUCCUGCAUCAUCUGCCGGCCUCGCGGGAGCGUGGGGAGGAGGGUGAGCAUGCCUAUGACACACUGAGCCUGGAAAGCUCGGACAGCAUGGAGACCAGCAUCUCUACCGGGGGCAACUCGGCCUGCUCCCCCGACAACAUGUCCAGUGCCAGCGGCCUGGACAUGGGGAAGAUUGAGGAAAUGGAGAAGAUGCUGAAAGAAGCCCAUGCGGAGAAGAGCCGGCUCAUGGAGUCAAGGGAGCGGGAGAUGGAGCUGAGGCGCCAGGCCCUGGAGGAGGAGCGGAGGAGGCGGGAGCAGGUGGAGCGGAGGCUGCAGAGCGAGAGCGCCCGGAGACAGCAGCUGGUGGAGAAGGAGGUCAAGAUGCGGGAGAAACAGUUCUCCCAGGCACGACCCCUGACCCGCUACCUGCCAAUCCGGAAGGAAGACUUUGACCUGAAGACCCACAUCGAGUCGUCAGGCCAUGGUGUGGACACCUGCCUGCACGUGGUGCUCAGCAGCAAGGUCUGCCGUGGCUACUUGGUCAAGAUGGGCGGCAAGAUUAAAUCAUGGAAGAAACGCUGGUUUGUCUUCGAUCGUCUCAAACGUACCCUUUCCUAUUAUGUGGACAAGCAUGAGACGAAGCUGAAGGGGGUCAUCUACUUCCAGGCCAUCGAGGAAGUGUACUAUGACCACCUGCGCAGUGCGGCCAAGAAGAGGUUUUUCAGCUUCACUAUGGUGACCGAGAGUCCGAACCCGGCCCUCACCUUCUGUGUGAAGACCCAUGACCGGCUGUACUACAUGGUGGCCCCAUCUGCAGAGGCCAUGCGCAUCUGGAUGGAUGUCAUUGUCACCGGGGCUGAGGGCUACACUCAGUUCAUGAACUGACCGGAAUGGGCCUCCUGGACCCUUGGGCCAGCCGCAGGACCCAUGCCCAACUGUCUGCUGCUCUGCUCGCCCCUAGAGACAGGUCACACCCUGGGCCCCAGGCCUCACAGAAGUGCUCCCAGAUGCCCUGGAGGGCGGAGCGUGACUGGGGCUUUUGUACAAGAAGACUCUGUAAUGUUCUAUAAGGAGCUCGUCCUGUGAGGCUCUGGGCCCCGGCCUCCUAAAGAACCAGCCAGGAGACAAAAGCUGGGGAGGGGACUUUGCUGCCUCCUGGGGGCCCAGAACUUGCAAUAACCCUUCAGGGUCCUGCCUGGGGCCCAGCCAGGCUGAGGAGCUGUCACAGAGGGGCCCCUCCACUCUGACCUGGCACCUGCACUCCCCAGCUUGUGUUCUCUUUUGUAAAGGACAAAUUAUGGUACCAGAAUCUGCCAAAGAUCCCCUCUUGCCUCAGCCCCCUUUGCAAGGGCCUUGGGGGCUGAGCAGAGCCACAUCCAGAGUGGGGUAACAGCUCAGGCGGUGUACUUCUCAAACCCUGCUCUUUCCCACUGUUGUCCUGUGUUUAUAUAUUUUUUAUUACUUUACUCAAGGGCCAGAGACCUCAGGUAUCAUCAUUGAGGUCCCCGAGCCCUAUCCCCUUUUCGCAGACCCAUCACCAUGGUCACCAUAGUGACUGCUUCAUCGCCAUGGUUACACACUAAUUGCCGUGGCUCCGUGGCUCAGCCCACAGCUUCAGCUGUGGCCCACCUGAGGGUACGUGCCAUCAUCUCUCCAGCCCAGGCCCUUGGGCAUCUCCUGCUGGGGGGAAGGACUGAACACCUCCCUGCCCCCGCCUGUGUCUCCAGGCCCUGAUACACAGCCUGCGGCCCCCCAGUCUAGCCCUCUCCCCUCCACUCGUGCCUUGCUUUAGAGCCAGAAGGGACGAAGCCUGGAACUGGAGACCAGAGGAGGAGCCAUCAGAUGGGAGAGGUAGCGAGAAGGGCCAUCCUUGGGGUUCUAUACAGGGCUGAGUUUCGGACGGACAGAGGACUGUUCAGUUGCUCCCUGAAGGAAGUCCUGAGCAGGAGAGGAAGCAGCAGGGGGAGCCCCUGAGGUCCAGUUGCCCUCCCUGCAGCUUCGGAAGGUGAUGAAAACGGAGGGCAGAGGACCAGGCCUCCAGCUGUCUGGGCUCAGCCCUUCACGCCUUAACACUAAGCCCACCUCCCUGUCCCCUUCCCAGCACUGGGCCAUGGUUGCUGGACCUGGGCUGGGUGAUUUUCAGUAUUUGUAAGCAUCUCAGCAGAACAAUAAAGCAUUUGGACUAUG
Messenger RNA from Camelus dromedarius (Arabian camel), 5913 nucleotides. It is a transcript of the gene PHLDB1, whose product is annotated as pleckstrin homology like domain family B member 1. Bases 94 to 4611 code for a protein of 1505 amino acids. Gene Ontology annotation, cellular component: basal cortex. Gene Ontology annotation, molecular function: protein binding. The transcript is spliced from 25 exons. The record is from RefSeq and is a predicted model, not a curated record. Lineage: Eukaryota; Metazoa; Chordata; Mammalia; Artiodactyla; Camelidae. Gene Ontology annotation, biological process: regulation of microtubule cytoskeleton organization.